Microthlaspi erraticum is the source of this 1119-nucleotide messenger RNA. Lineage: Eukaryota; Viridiplantae; Streptophyta; Magnoliopsida; Brassicales; Brassicaceae. The record is from the annotation of a GenBank genome assembly.
AUGGAGAUGCUGUUUCCUCCAUCUUUCUUCACGGUGAUGAUGCAUUUGACCAUUCAUUUGACUGAAGAAAUAAAGCUUGGUGGUCCUGUCCAAUUUCGUUGGAUGUAUCCAGUGGAAAGGAUCCUAGGACGGUUCAAAUCAUAUGUCAUAAAUCAUGCACAACCUGAAGGAUCAAUAUGUCAACAAUAUAUGGCUGAUGAGUGUCUGACAUUUUGCUCAAUGUAUCUUGAUGGGAUAGAGACAUGCUUCAACCAAAUUGGAAGAGUAAAUGAUCUUCCAAUGUCUUCACAUAAUUUCAGAGAAAGCUCAAAAAAUCCGAUAGUCUUUCCAUCCCUAGGGAGAUGUAAUGGUGCUAGUCAAUAUGCAACACUAAGUCUCAUGGAGAAACAACUAGCACAUCGUUAUAUCUUGAUUAGCUGCCCAUUUCUUGAUGAAUUACGACAGAAGUAUAAAGAUGAGUUAAGAAGAACUCAUACUCGUGGUAGGAGAAGACAUUAUACCUUAGAUGUAGAUAGAAAAGUCCAUCUUCGUUUUGACAAGUGGCUUAGAGAGAAAGUAGAAAAGGAUGAGAUUGAUGGUAUUAGUGAGGAUAUCCGACUUCUUGCUAAAGGUCCUUCUGACAAAGUUUUGAAGUUCUCAUCAUAUAGCGUGAAUGGAUAUAAGUAUAGAACUCUAGAAAGGGAUUCUGAUUUGAAAACUCAGAAUUGUGGAGUUUAUAUUUCUGCCGAGACCAUGAGCUAUGCAUCUUCUCGUGAUAAUAAUCCAAUGGCUGGUAAUGUUCCCUACUAUGGUAAGUUGGUGGACAUUAUUCAACUUAAUUAUUACGAGAAGUUCAGAGUAGUGUUAUUCAAGUGCACAUGGGCAGAUACAGGUGAUAGUCGUGGAUACAGAAGAGAUGGUCUUGGUAAUAAUUUGGUGAAUUUUUCACGUAUUAUACAUAGUGGUGAAAGUGAGGAAGAUGAACCAUUCAUAUUAGCCUCUCAAGCAAGAAUGGUAUACUAUGUUGAAGAUCCAAGUGAGUAUGGCUGGAAUGUAGGAUUUCAUGUUCAACCUAGAGAUUUAUACGAUAUGGGAGCUUGUGGUUUGUUUCCUGAAGAAGAAUUAGUUGAUGAAAUGUGA